Molecule: messenger RNA, 789 nt
Organism: Drosophila kikkawai
Lineage: Eukaryota; Metazoa; Arthropoda; Insecta; Diptera; Drosophilidae
Source: RefSeq, a predicted model, not a curated record
AUGACCAGAAGCGUAGUGGUUUUGGGUUUGUGCAUCCUGGCACUCUUGGCCGUCAGCCAGAGCACCAACUUUGAAAUAUUUUGCGAUGAAAAAACCAUGGACAUCUUUUGCAAUGCCGAAGAGGAUCAGGGUGAUAUUUCAUUUCGCGAAUUCGUGGACGUUAGUGGCUUGACCUUCGAUGUUGCCGACGAUCUGGAAACUCUUUUCUACAACGGCAACAUUAAAAUGUUGAUGGAUGUGCCCCAGGGAGCCAUCACCAUGGAGAUUGAUGUGUUCCGUUGGGAAAGGAGUCAGUGGCUUCCCACACCGCUCUCCAUGAAGCGGGAUAACUUUUGUCAGGCUCUUGUCAAUCCUCACGAGCUCUGGCAUCCGAUUGUGAAGAGCAUUCCCAAGAAACAGCUUAAAUGUCCGCCCACCAAGGGGCACAUCUAUACCCUGACCAAUGUGAGCAACCAUUUGUUUGUAAAAAACAUGCCCUAUGUGGACAUUACCGGUGACCUCAAGGCGGUGGUUCACCUGGGCGUUGGUGGCCACAAGACCUGCGCUGUGGUGUUCUUCAAGGUCUAUGCCAAUUGACCCUGACAAUGGGUUGGGCCUGGUGCGCUGGAGGUGCUCUCGCUGUAAGGAAUCUCACCGAGAUCCGGCUGUUUGCCUAGUUUAUAGUAAGUAUUAUCUGGCUGCUCUGCUUUUUAUGGCCUGAUUUGGUGGUGUUUGCUUGGCUUCAAUGGCGCGUCCCCCGUUUAUGGCACCUAACUAAAUGAUUUGCAAAUAAAACCGAAAUAUUUCAUA